GCCGCCCGCCCCCCGCGCGGCCCCGCCCGCCGCCCGCGGGCGCUGCGGGACGGGCGGCGGGAGCGCCGAGCCCCGGCCCGGCUGACGGCGCGGCCCCUCCUGGGGCAGAGCUGGUCGAGGGGAAUGUCGUACUGUCUCCACUCAGAAAGCCAUUUGGAUACUGGGCCAAUAUACGUGCGUGAAAAUGGGAAGCUGCAUGUGGUAAAUCGGGGUGCAGGCGGCGUGCAGAAUGUCACUCCCAAAGCAAGACCUUUUAGUCUGUUUUCCAGAACUUUUUCGGUGGAGCUUUGCAUGAACAGGGAGGAUGAUAGGGCAAGGAGGCAGAGGACUGAUCAUUUCAUCUUCACCUACACCAAGGAGGGGAACCUCCGCUACUCGGCCAAGUCCCUCUUCAGCCUAGUGCUGGGUUACAUUUCUGACAAUGUAGAUCACAUUGACUCGUUGAUUGGUUUCCCAGAGCAGAUUGCUGAAAAGCUCUUUUCAGCAGCAGAAGCAAGACAAAAGUUCACAGAGCCAGUGACAGGGCUGAGAGCUCUGCAGAAGUUCACUGAAGCCUAUGGCAGUUUGGUGCUGUGCUCACUGUGCUUGCGGAACAGAUACUUGGUUAUCUCUGAAAAGCUUGAAGAAAUUAAGUCUUUCCGGGAGCUGACGUGUUUGGAUCUCUCCUGCUGUAAACUUGGAGAUGAACAUGAGCUGCUGGAACACCUCACCAAAGAGGCCCUGUCUAGUGUGAAGAGGCUUCUCCUGAAGGACAACUCCCUGUCAGAUGCCGGCCUGCGCAGGAUGACCGCGCCCGUCCGUGUGCUGAAAAAGGGGCUGGACAAUCUGCUGGUGCUGGACUUGUCCUGUAACCCUAAGAUCACAGAUGUGGGAAUUGGAUACCUUCUUUCUUUCAAGAAAUUGAAUUGUUUGGACAUUUCUGGGACAGGUCUCAAGGAUGUUGAUGCUGUCAUAAAGCGGCUUCAAAUGCAGAUAGGUCUGGUUCACUCAAAAGUGCCUCUGAAAGAAUUUGAUCACAGUAACUGCAAAACAGAGGGAUGGGCAGAGCAGACAGUUCUGCAGUGGGAGCAGGCAGUUUUGGAGGCCAUGAAGCCCCAGGAUAAUCUGAGAUCCAGAGUUACAGCUCUUCACUUCUAUGGCAAGACACACAGAAUGGAGGAAGUAGUCAAAUGCACACUGGUGGAGCCAGAAACUAAAGCAUCUGGAAACUUGCAGUUUUAUAAAGAAAACAUUGAAAAUUGCCAUUUACCUUUAAAAAAGGAGGUUGCAGGCAGCCAUGAAUUAAAGAACAAUAAAAAAAGAGCUUUGGCUGAACAAGAGAGAGAAAGGACUUCCAAACAGAAGCAUCUGUGCCUCACUGUGGAGGAUUGGGAUUUGUUAAAUACCUACUGAGUCAGAAAGAAGUGGGUCUUUUGUUUGUUGUUCUCUUGCUGAUGACAGGAUUUGGACAUAUUGAGAGGGAGUGACAAAGUACUGUUAAAUCUGGUUGCUGUGACAUGCCUGUGGGGUAACCUGUGCUGGGGGAGGGAUAGAGACAAGAAGGUUGGUGAUGCUACUGUAUAUUUUCAAUACAUAAUAAUUUUUUCAAAUAAAGUUUUUGUUGUCAUCCUUAA
Messenger RNA from Haemorhous mexicanus (house finch), 1613 nucleotides. It is a transcript of the gene LRRC42, whose product is annotated as leucine rich repeat containing 42. Gene Ontology annotation, molecular function: protein binding. The coding region runs from base 124 to 1392 and encodes 422 amino acids. The record is from RefSeq and is a predicted model, not a curated record. NCBI's taxonomy places the organism in Eukaryota, Metazoa, Chordata, Aves, Passeriformes, Fringillidae. The transcript has 8 exons.